UUACUUAAGCAUGGACUGGCCACACUGACUGCUAAGUGAAAGGAAACGUGCUGCUUUUUUAAAGUGUUUGAGAUAAAUAUUUGUUUUAUUCAGAAUGGAGAUGAUGCACGGAGCUUCAAUGCUGUCCAGGCCAGCGGAUGAGUUCGGCAACGACUCAAUGGUGGAGGAAAUGUGGGCCGCUAAAGCUCUGGAACAUGCCGAGGUUCACUUCAAUCUUCUUACCAGCGUUAAUCCCUCUCAGCUGCGCCUCACGCCCUAUGACGAUCAGAUCUAUGAAACCUUUCGCCAGGACUUUCCCGAUCUCAAAGUAGGCCUGCUCACGGAUGAUGUACUAAAGUCCGCUGGGGAGAAGCUGAAGUGGCGCGAAUUCGCCGAGAAAUUCAACAAAAUGGAUGACUAUUCCUAUGGAACGCUAAUGAGAGCCGAUGCCAGUAAAGAGUUCAGCCCGGACAACUCAAUUUUCGUGUUUCGCGUACAGUUCCUAGCCAUAGAGAUAGCCCGAAACCGGGAGGGACUCAACGACGAGGUCCAUGCGAAACAUAGGCCUGCCAAGAAGAACCCACAAGAGGACAACAAGUGAACCUCCGCCUGCCCUCGUUUGGUCUCUAGGUUAUUGGCAUUUGGAUAUUUUCCCAAUUUCGAAGCAAUUAAUGCAUUUUUAGACGUUGUUGGGAUUUGGAUUGAUUUUAAUUCCAAAAACAACAAUAAACCCACAAAUUUCUCAAAUUA
Messenger RNA from Drosophila guanche, 729 nucleotides. RefSeq names its product protein PBDC1. The coding region runs from base 95 to 580 and encodes 161 amino acids. NCBI's taxonomy places the organism in Eukaryota, Metazoa, Arthropoda, Insecta, Diptera, Drosophilidae. The record is from RefSeq and is a predicted model, not a curated record. The transcript has 3 exons. Gene Ontology annotation, cellular component: cytoplasm.